Caenorhabditis sp. 36 PRJEB53466 is the source of this 4510-nucleotide messenger RNA. Lineage: Eukaryota; Metazoa; Nematoda; Chromadorea; Rhabditida; Rhabditidae. The record is from the annotation of a GenBank genome assembly.
AUGGAACAGCAUGCGUUCCCGCCGUACGUCAACGUGCCACCAAUAGCCAAGAGUAAGCUUUAUAAGUUUCAAGUAAACAGAAGCCAGCAAAAUGCCAUUGAAAUUUGAUUCCUAGAUUCAUGUGAUAAACUGACAAUAUCAUAUGACCACUUAGAGAGAGUAUAAACAACCAAUCAUUAUCCUUUCCAGCACGAAGCACAAGCCAUCUAGCACCGACGCCCGAGCAUCACAGAUCAGUUAGUUACGAGGAAACGACGACGGCAUCGACGAGCACUGAUUCCGGUAGCGAAACGCACGGUCCCGUUGGCUUCCUCUCACCUUCAGUUCCAGUCGUUCGCAUUCGAUCAGAGAGCUCUCAGGUCUCGUGCGAAUCCGAAAUUCCCGUUCCUGCUCCUAGAGUGCGUUGACGCUUCUCUCUUAGAAUGACCUUAUUCCCUUCUGUUUCAGAUGUACGUGGCUGCAUACGAGUACACAGCACAGAAAGACGACGAAUUGGACCUUCCGCUCGGAUCUAUCGUCAAACUGGUCACCGCUGAAACGUGAGUUUUUAUAUCUUUAGCCACUAAUGGGCUCCGCAUUCCCUUGUGCGGGUAGCGGAUAGAUCAAAAAACCAAAUCCACUUUACGUCGGUUUAUUUGCAAAGAAUUGAAGGCAAGAAGAUGGUUGGUUCCGAGGUGAACUCGAGGGAAAAGUGGGAUUAUUCCCAUCCAACUACGCAAGAUUACUGCCCGAGAAGGACAGCCUCGUGGAGUACGGCGCCAACGAAAUCCAAGCGCCGGAUGGAGGAAAGGAUCUGGAGAACUUUCGAAUCGGACACGGAGCCACCGCCACCGUCUACAAAGUGGACAUUAGGACGUACUUACAAGUGAGCAAUUAGGGUUGUAAAUCGAGUUCCAAGAUCAAUAUUCAGGGUGGUCAUAUGGGGGAAGGAUUGGAUCAUCGGAAGGCGGCGCUGAAACGAUUCAACAAGUACGCAUUCAAUACUCGAGGAGACGCGUCGCAUGCGAACCAACGUGAGAUCUCAACAUUUCCAAGGGAUGCAAUCUUAAGCCCUUGUUUACAGUAGAUCACCUGAAACGAGAGGCUAAUCUGGUCAAUGGACUUUCGCAUAACAACAUUGUUCGUCUUCUCGGAAUCUGCCUCGACGACAUCUAUUUUGGGCUGUUGUUGGAGCUCUGCGAAGGUUCGAUUUCACCUGACAUUCAACCUCCUCAACUUGUGUUUUGAUAGGGGGCUCACUGAGAACUGUGUGUCACAACAUGGAAACUACGAAGGCGAUUCCGUUGGGAGUGCUGGUGGACUGGGGAGGGCAAGUGGCGGACGGGAUGCAGUACCUGAUUAAGGAGGGAUACGUGCACAGAGACUUGAAGGCUGACAAUGGUAAUCACGUUGAAAACAGAUUAAAAAUAUCAAUGAUGUUUGCAGUGCUCGUCAAAGAAGAAGUGUGCCUUUGCAUCGACGAAGAGACAAUGAAGUAUGACUGGUGCACCAAAUGCGGUCGAAGACCUCUUGACAAGCUGCAGCUGAAGAUCACAGACUUUGGAGUGACGAGGAAAAUGAACACCGAUGCGAAUCGAGUCAGUACAGUUGGAACUUACGCCUGGCUCGCUCCAGAAGCGUUCAAGAACAACACGUGGUCCGAGUCUUCCGACGUCUGGUCGUUUGGAGUCGUGCUUUGGGAACUGCUCUCGCGCGAAGAACCCUAUCAGGGACAAAUUCCGGCCGCCAUCGCAUUCCAAAUUGCAAUGCGGGGACAAAGUCUUGCUAUUGACGAGAAAUGUCCUGAAAAAUGGAAGAAUAUCAUGCAGAAGUGCUGGGCUAUCGAGCCGAGGGACCGGCCGACGUUCCGCCAGCUGGUGCAGCACUUUGCAGACUACAAAAGAGAAUUGGAGGAGAAGUACGUGCACGUGCGGAGAGCACCGUCCAUCAUGGCCGUCAAGGGUUCUUCAAUCUACACGGAAUGUCAUGUGGAUCCGAGAAAAGAGUGAGUUUCAAUCAAAUGUCAUGAAAUCUCUAUAAUAACACGUUCAGAAUCGAGAAAAUGUUCAACGAGUUGUACGCGGACACCGGUAUUAGGGACCGGAAGGACCGUUUGUCGAUUGCUCCGGAGACCAAGGCCAGAAACUUUAAGAGUCCGAAAGGGAAAAAGCUGGAGAUUACCGGACCGAUGGGAGACGUGAAGCACAUUCUGUCUGUGCAAAGGGACAAAGCGAACGGGGACAACUUCAGGAUCAAGUGUAUGUUUUUUUGUUUUUGCACGAGAAAAGCACGAGCCGUACCUCUAUUGUGUUGUGAGACGUUGGUGAAAUUCAGAUGGCGACGGCAACUCGACGGGCGGCACGCUUCCGCGGCUGAACGGCCGGCAGUCGACCCUGUCGAUCAGCAGUCCGGACCUCUUCCAACUGUCCGACAUCUUCAGCGAAGGAAGCAGCACCAUCGGACUGAGUGCUUCUCGGAUCUCGCGACAGAAAGCGAUCCGGAAGAAGAAGAAUCAUAACAACAUGUCGGGAAUCGAUUCACCUAUCGUUUCACCCACCAUUGAAUCGGACUCUUUCGCACGAAGUAGGUGUUGUGAUUGUCAUUGUGGCAAAUUACUGAAAUUUGUAAACAUUAGAUGUGCUUUCAGUAGACAAUGCGUACGAAGUGGAGCCGAGCGCUUCGAAGGAAAUAAAGAACGGAACUCUCUCGAAGGUCUGGUCUAAACUGCGAUUUCACAAAAGGGACUCGAAGGAGGAGGACGACAAGGCCGGAAACAUUUCGAGCCGCUCGAGCUCGACCACUUCCAACCAUAGGAUAAUAGCUGGACCGGCGAGCCGAUCGGCAGUUGCUCCGCCCUUCCUGGAGACUGGAUCUCGGUCACGAGCACAGUCAGCUGCGGACUGUUGGGACGAUCCGAGUGUGUCAAGGUAAUAGUAUGAGCCAAAGGUUGAAAAGAAGAAAAUGAGAGAUGAGUUUUCAGAAGGAACAAGGUGUCGCCAUCCGACAGACGGCCAGUAAAACAGACGAAUAUGACAGAGUAAGUUGAAGUGAUAAAGGCGGGAUACAGACAUGUGAGUCAGCAGACAAACAGAAACCGGUUUCCGGUUUUCAGUUUUCAGUUAUGAAUCAUGUCUCUCCCGUCAAUAAGAAAUACCAUCAUGACUCACGUUGUUUUCAGACGUUUCGUAAAAGAAUCCGACAAAGAUUCAGUGCUCCGUCCAUCGCAUUUGCCGACGUAUCACCGGAAGAGUGCUCUCGAUCAGACGAUUCCGGCGAGUCCGAACUCACCCGACUCGACCACCAACUUCCCUCCGUUGCAAUUGAGUUCUCGCAGAACCACGGCCGCUUCUUCGACGGACGGCGCGCCGAGUUAUGAAAUGCUCGUGACUAAUAUCUCGCAGGGGGUCGGCCACGGCCAUAGAAAUCAGAUAAUCCAGCCUGUAAGUCUGUGGUCAGCAAGGAUUUCAUUAAAAGUGCGGGGGUUUCAGAGUCUGUCGGAUUAUGUUCCGAUUGCUGCCGAGCAGCCGACCCAUUACCUAUUGAAAAAUGGAAUCAUUUACGAUGGAAAUGGACAUGCGCAUGGGAGUCACAUGGGAGGAAUCGGACACGGAAAGCCCACCUACUACCCGGUUGGCGGAGGCUGCGACGACUACUACCAAGUGCCCGGCUCGGGACACGUGAAGCCGACGGUCGGAGAAGUGCACAACUCACCGUACUCCGAGAUGGCCAGCCACAUUUACAGCCGAAACGUGCAGAAUCCCAAUACGUUCAUUGCAAAGUGAGUGAGGAGAUCAUUGCGCUCACGCCAAUCUCAUCUAUUCAGGCUCAGAAACCAGCGGUGAAACUUCCGACGGUGCCGAUCAAAAUUCAUUCGGAAAGCAAUUUGGCUGGCAUAGAACGGCUAAACGGAAUCGGGUGAGCGGGGGAAAAUGACACUUUUAUACUGCCGAGGGGGCGGGGUGACUCAUUCGAGAAUCGACGGUCUCGCUGCAGCGGUAUGUGUCAAGGGGGUGAGAACGAAAGUAAGGGAAAAGAGAAAGAGAACGAAUGAAAAAAACGAGAUGAAAUGUCUGAAAGUAUGACAACUCACGAUGAGUAAAGCUUGUAAGAGAGGGCAUCUUGAUACAGUUUAUUCAAGACGGUGUAACUCAUCUGCCGGUGGAAAUAUCAAGAAGGUGUCAACUAAUAAAUUGCUCAUUGAAACAUUUUACACAUUUCAUCAGUUGAACACUUUUUGAUAUCUCUACAAAUAGCUGAGAUACAUAGCUUUGAAAUAUUGGUAUUGAGGUGAUGUUCUGGCAAUUCUAUCCAGAAAUGCGUAAUUUCCAGAAACUGUGCAAGUUCGUACUCUCUGAAUGAGCCGCCCGACAUGAUUGCACCGCAGCUCCCUCGAAUUUCAAUGUCUCCGCCGACGCGAUUGGCUCCCGCUCUUCCUCCGCCGCGAGACGAAUCCGUCUCUCCCAACCCGAUGGGCAUUAUGGACAAGGAGAUUCUGAAGGCCAACGUCAUCAACGAGACGAGCAUCUUCUGA